GCCUUUGAAAUGGCGAAGCGGGUGGAGGCCAUGGGCGACGAAGUCGGUCUCGUCAACGUUCCUUCUCAUCUCACUCACAUGCAAGACAUCAGUGAAAACGUGCUGCACUUGUCGCACUACAUCGGUAUUUUGUCGAAGCAGGAGGUUGAUGAUUUGGGACCUGUCCUGAGACCGCUCACGAGAAAGGAGAAGCUUCAUGUCGUGUGGAAAAUGGCACCUCCUGAACGUAUCGCCGAGCUCCGCCUGACGCCUGAAAAGCUUGACCACUGGUUUGACGUCGCUGCGUCUCUC
Molecule: messenger RNA, 291 nt
Organism: Suillus paluster
Lineage: Eukaryota; Fungi; Basidiomycota; Agaricomycetes; Boletales; Suillaceae
Exons: 1
Source: RefSeq, a predicted model, not a curated record